AUGAAAGAUAUCAGAAGCUUCCUAGGACAUGCUGGGUUCUACAGGAGGUUCAUUAAAGAUUUCUCACAGAUAGCAAGGCCGCUAACACGCCUAUUAUGCAAGGAUAUUAACUUUGAGUUCACAGAGGAGUGUCACAAGGCUUUCACUAAGAUCAAAGAGGCAUUGGUCAGUGCGCCAGUGGUUCAACCUCCAAACUGGGAACUACCUUUUGAGAUAAUGUGUGAUGCAAGUGAUUAUGCAGUAGGAGCAGUGCUUGGACAAAGAAAAGACAAGAAGCUACAUGUGAUCUAUUAUGCCAGCAGAACGCUUGAUGAGGCACAAUGCAAGUAUGCCACAACAGAAAAGGAGCUUCUAGCUAUUGUCUUUGCAUUUGAAAAGUUUCGAUCAUACUUGGUGGGAUCAAAAGUUAUAGUUCACUCUGAUCAUGCAGCAUUAAGGCUACCUGAAGAAUCAGUUUAUGCAGCUGAAGCUAGCAAUAAGCAUGGACAACUAGGCCAUCACAGGCCAGGAACAAAGAUCUCAUCAUCAAACACACCAUGGUUUCGCCACAUAGCAAACUUCCUUGCAGCUGAAUACCCACCACCAAACUUCUUUGGCUACAGAAAGAAGAAGUUUCUGCGUGAUGUAAGAAGGUACUACUGGGAUGAACCUUACUUAUACAAGAAAUGUUCAGAUGGAAUGUUUAGAAGAUGCAUACCUGAGGAAGAAGUAGAAGGAAUAUUGUUUGCUUGUCAUAGUUCUAGCUAUGCAGGGCACUUUGCCACUUACAAGACAGUAUCCAAGGUCCUACAAGCUGGAUUUUGGUGGCCAACUAUGUUUAAGGAUGCUCAUGCAUUCAUAUCAAGAUGUGAUGCUUGCCAAAGAAUGGGAAAUAUAAGCAAGAGGAAUGAGAUGCCACAGAACUUUAUACUAGAAGUUGAAGUUUUUGAUGUUUGGGGCAUUGACUUUAUGGGACCUUUUCCCAACCUCUUUUGGCGACCAAUACAUUCUAGUGGCAGUUGA
Messenger RNA from Microthlaspi erraticum, 1002 nucleotides. Lineage: Eukaryota; Viridiplantae; Streptophyta; Magnoliopsida; Brassicales; Brassicaceae. The record is from the annotation of a GenBank genome assembly.